AUGCAAGCUCUCAAGGAAUCAAAUCCUGGAACUGUUGUUGAGUGGAGGUUGUUAGAGAGUACGGUUCCUGGAACACAUAUUUUUCAACGAGUCUUUUGGGCAUUCAAGCCAUGUAUUGAUGGAUUCCGUCACUGCAGACCCCUUAUCACCAUUGAUGGCACUCAUUUAUAUGGCAAAUACAAAGGCACUCUACUUAUUGCUAUGGGAACGGAUGCCAAUUUUCAACUAUUCCCCCUCGCUUUUGCGGUUGUCGAAGGAGAGAACAAUGAUAGCUGGUCUUGGUUCAUGGCUUCAAUGGAAGAAGUUGGAAGUGGUUGGGAGGAGCCCAAUGCCUACCACAAGUACUGUACACGACACUUGGCUUCUAAUGUGAAUUCAAAAUUUAAAAGUGUCGUCAUAAAGAACCUCUUUGGCAAAGCAGCUACUGCAAGGCAGAAGAAGAAGUUUGAUUACUACAUCAACAAAAUUGAUGACUUGAAUGUAGAGGCCCGUAGGUACUUGAUGGAAAUUCCGUAUAGUAAGUGGUCCAUUCAUCAUGAUGGUGGUUUCAGGUUUGGUGUGAAGACUGCAAACAUGUCGGAAGUUUUCAACGGAGUCUUAAAGGGGGCUCGAUGUCUCCCGAUAACCGCUUUAGUGCAAAUGACCUUUUUCCGGGUUAACUCCUAUUUUGCAACUAGAAGAAGUUGGAGUAAAAGAAGACUUGAAGAGGGUCAUGAGUUAUCGGAAAAGGCUAUGAAGACAAUAGAAGCCAACAUGGAGAAAGCCACGCACCAUGAGGUUGUUGCUUUUGACUAUGAUGCCAUCGGGUUGUAUCAGGUUAGGACUGGUCGUGGAAGGAGAAAAGCUGGUAAAGGUGGUAACUCCCACACUGUGAAUCUGUUGAGCAAGACAUACUUUGUAGAUUCUUUUUUCACGACCGCCGAGUAUAGGCGUUCAUACGCGAAGUGUUUCGCACCAGUUCCUGAUCCUUGCCACUGGUCAGCUUACAAUGGGCCUACUACUAUGGCCAACCCAGAUUUGAAAAGAGGCUCAGGCCGACAGUCCACUAGAAUUCGAAAUGAAAUGGAUGAGCGUCCUUAUCGUGUGAAGAAGGCAUGCAGUGUUUGUCGGCGACCUGGGCAUAACAAGAAGACAUGUCCUACUCUUAUUGGUGGUGUUGGAUCAUCUGGGUAA
Chenopodium quinoa (quinoa) is the source of this 1173-nucleotide messenger RNA. RefSeq lists its product as uncharacterized. The transcript has 3 exons. The record is from RefSeq and is a predicted model, not a curated record. The coding region runs from base 1 to 1173 and encodes 390 amino acids. NCBI's taxonomy places the organism in Eukaryota, Viridiplantae, Streptophyta, Magnoliopsida, Caryophyllales, Amaranthaceae.